AUGCUUAGCAUCUUCGAGCGCGCCACCGCAAACCCGCCCCCGUCCACGCAAGGACGAGAUCAAGAUGCUGCGACUCCUGGGGGCCCCGACGCUCCCCUCAGCCCCGUCCGCAACGAACUCCGAGGUGAAUUGGAGCGGACCCCGCUUUUCCUCGACUCUCCUAUCAUGAAUGUCGCUCUACGACGCCCACGACCCAGCGACGACAACUACACUGAGGUUCAGCGAAAGCGUCACAGAGACGAAGCGAACGCGGUCGCCACUAGCGCUGGGGUUGACCGGGAGGAGCUGAUGCGCUUUGCAGAGCUCCCAAGUCCUGCCCACAUGUUAAUCCAUCUCAAGGCUGAUUCCAUGCUGAGCAGGAAGCAUGAUCGCCGGGACGAUCUCCUUAAGCACGUCAUGACGGGCGACUUCGAGAUCUCACUCUCCUACCGCAUUCAAGUAUGCUUCUUGGCUCCCAAUAUUCCUUCUUACCUCGACCAGACGCAAGACAGAGUCACGAAUCUCAUGAGGAUGCAUCCUGGGAGUAUGGGCCUCCCUCUUGACAUCCACGAACACUACGGCGUGUUCGAGAAGGCCGCUGGGAAGGUUGCUUUAUUGAAUGCACGAGCUCGUGGGGUCAUUCGCCAGAAGAUCUUGAAAUCGCUCGGCUCUAAGUUGCCGCCUGGAGUCAAGCAUGACUGGAAGAUCGGGAAACCGAAGAAUCUCGUACAGCUGGCGCAGUCGUUGAUUCCCAAGAACACCUCGGUCGCGAUAACCAAUGCCCAUUUGCUCAGGUUUGCUGUGCUGCGGCAGUUGGUGGUCGAUUUCUUCACCGGUCUGCAUGAGGCGCACAAGUGCCCCAACCACGCACCUUCUCAGCCGUCGCCCACCCCCACAACCGGCAGUGACGGCAACGACAACGGCAACGGCAACGGCAACGACGAGCAGGCACCUCAAGCACCCGCGGUGGGCGAAUAUGACCAUAACCAGCUCUGGAAAUAUAUCGAUGCCCAGUUGAACCACCAGAGGAGUCACAUCAGCUACCUCUACAAGGACGACAACGAGAAUCAGGCCCGUGCGUGGCAGAGGUAUCUCAAUGAGCAGCUGCAAUCCGAUCUCGAGAAGUACAAGCCCAAAGGCGCUGGGUCCUCUCCGCUCACCGUUGUCGAGUCGACCCCAUUCCCGUGGCAAGAGACCAUCGAGCAGGCCAUGCUGUGGUACGACUGA
This is a messenger RNA of Epithele typhae, 1206 nucleotides long. RefSeq lists its product as uncharacterized. The record is from RefSeq and is a predicted model, not a curated record. Bases 1 to 1206 code for a protein of 401 amino acids. Lineage: Eukaryota; Fungi; Basidiomycota; Agaricomycetes; Polyporales; Epitheliaceae. The transcript has 8 exons.